CGAUAAACAUAUCCGGACAAGCCUCGAAUCAAAGAGACGAGAACUUCCAAAAGUGGAAGUCAGAGAGUUUCCCAUCACAAAUACCACGUGAUGAUGACGCGAAGAAGAUGAUGGAUGAGAAGUUGUACAAUUACGCAGAAGAAGACAAAUUUGAUGAAUUAUUUGGUGAACUGCGGCGUGUUUCAUCAGCGGAACUAUCAUCCGUCAUUUACACACAAGUUAGCCCCUCUGGAAAUUCAUUGCUUCAUGUUUCAGCGAGGCAUGGAAGUAAAGAUGUGACAGAGCUCCUUCUUCAGCACUUUCCGCUUCUAAUGACAAGGAAAAACUUCCACAAAGAUACUGCACUUCAUUUAGCAGCCAGAGCUGGACAGCUGGGAACUAUUACAAUUCUUAUCAACAAGGCAAAAGGCCAUGGAGAAGCCAGCGACUUUUCUAGUUUUUUGGAGAUGAAGAAUGAUAGGGGAAACACUGCUUUACAUGAUGCAGUCAUUAAUCGUCACCAAGAAGUUGCCCGUUUUCUGGUUUCGGAAAGCUCGAAGCUUUUAUAUACUGAAAACAAUGAACGUAAGUCUCCCUUGUAUCUUGCAGUCGAGAAUAGCACUGACAAGCCGAGUGAUGAGAAGAUGUUCACUAUUCUUAUGGAUGCUAUACCCGAUGAUGUUGAUUUACUUAACAAGCUAGAAGGAAAGUCUCCUGUGCACGCCGCUAUCCAAGGAAGAAAGACAGAAAUAUUGAAACAAAUAGCGAAAGAAAAGCCAGGCCUUUUGCGCCGGAAAGAUGAGAAGGGGGGGAAUCCACUUCAUUGUGCAGCAUCCAUGGGUUAUGUUUGGGAAACUCAAUUCCUGUUCGAUAAAUAUCGUGAUGGUGCAAUCCAGCAAAACGAUGAAGGCAACAUGCCUAUCCAUGUUGCUAGCAAAAAGGACCAUGUUGAUGUAGUUGAUGCAUACAUUUCCAAUUGGACUGAUGCAACAGAAUUUCUCAACAGCAAAAGGCAGAACGUUCUUCAUGUCGCCGCUGAGAGUGGAAGGCAUCGAGUGGUGAAGUAUAUCCUACGAAAUAAGAAUCUGGAAGCACUUAUAAAUGAGAAGGAUCUAGAUGGAAAUACACCUUUGCAUUUAGCAUCAAAGAAUGGCCGCUCCAUUGCAACAUUUACUCUUGCGCGAAACUCUAUGGUUAUGAAAUGCAUAGCCAAUGGCGAAAACUUGACACCAUAUGAUGUUGCAGAGAAGCAAUCUAAAAUUGUGGGAGCAGAAUACUCAGGUGAACCAAUUCCGAACGGGAAGGACGACCAAGUUGAUCAAAAGAGUGAAAACUAUGGAGCGAAGCCACUAACAAAGGACAAAUCAGAUCAUGGACUGGGAAACCAAGUUGAUCAACAUGAGAAAAGUGGAGGGAAGGGAAAACUAGAUUAUUAUGGAGUUAUGAUGACAUUAUCGAUCUUACAUUUCUUUGCUCGCCGUAACAAAUCCAAAAUAGAAUAUUUCCGAAUUAAGAGCAGGCCUCUACCAAAAGAGGAUAUCAAGGGCAGGAUCGAUUGUCUUCUUGUUGUAGCCGUGCUUAUCGCUGGUGUAACAUUUUCUGGCAUGCUCCAACUUCCUCGAAGUGCAGACCUGCCUGAAAGAGGACCUUCUAACAUCACCACCACCACCACCGCCACCAAUAGUACCCAAAACCAGGGCAUAUCAGCAAAAAAUGAAGGCAUUCUGAGGAAUGUUUAUAUUUAUUUUGACAUGGUAGCCUUGAAUGCCGCGGUCAUGGCAUCGAUAAUCCUUUGUUGGGCUCAACUAUAUGAUGUCAAAGUAGCAGCACAUGCAGUUUGGUUGGCAUCAAUAUUAACAGGUGGUGCUAUCUAUUUGAUGUGCCUAGCAUUCGUCUUUGCUGUUGCUAUUAAUGUAGGGAACAGUUUUGCCUUCAUCGUUGUCACCCUUGUCGUCGGAGGAGCGCUUUUUCUUGUCCAAACCGUGCUUUCUGCUCCAUUGAUUAUUCCGCCGAAUGCCAACCAAAUCAUUGAAAGAAUUGCUUCACCAUACCUCUAUUUCGGGUUCUUCAUCUGUUAUUGUGUUUUUGAGUGGCUGCUUUUUAAAUUUAGCAAACGCAGUAAGAACAAAGGGGAGCUACAAUAAACAAAGUCUUCUUGAUAUGAUGCUCUUCGGAUCAAUGGAUUUUGUGUUUAAUCAUCGUAAUAAUUUCAUUUUGUUGAUUGUAACAAUUAUUUGAUAGUUUUAUAUUUGUAAUAAUUUG
Populus euphratica (Euphrates poplar) is the source of this 2241-nucleotide messenger RNA. Its product is annotated as ankyrin repeat-containing protein At5g02620-like. Bases 108 to 2123 code for a protein of 671 amino acids. The record is from RefSeq and is a predicted model, not a curated record. Gene Ontology annotation, cellular component: plasma membrane. Gene Ontology annotation, molecular function: protein binding. The transcript is spliced from 5 exons. NCBI's taxonomy places the organism in Eukaryota, Viridiplantae, Streptophyta, Magnoliopsida, Malpighiales, Salicaceae.